Messenger RNA from Drosophila teissieri, 826 nucleotides. It is a transcript of the gene Sld5, whose product is annotated as DNA replication complex GINS protein SLD5. The record is from RefSeq and is a predicted model, not a curated record. The transcript is spliced from 3 exons. Bases 88 to 774 code for a protein of 228 amino acids. Gene Ontology annotation, biological process: double-strand break repair via break-induced replication; DNA-templated DNA replication. Lineage: Eukaryota; Metazoa; Arthropoda; Insecta; Diptera; Drosophilidae. Gene Ontology annotation, cellular component: GINS complex.
ACGUCAAAAGUAGUACUGCAUUGACAUUCCCAAGGAUUCGCAGAAUUUGCGCCAAAAUCUGCAAAAUAAUAAACAAAUAAAUAAACCAUGUCGGAUGUAGAAGAUGUGCCCGAAACCCAGCUGGAAAUCGAUGACACCGAAGGCGCAGAACUGGAGGAUGAGGAUGAUGACGACAUGGAACAGAUUACAGCGCAGAAGGUUCUGGAAACCUUAGAAACCGCCUGGAUAAAUGAAAUGUGUGCGCCGGAAAUACUGCCCAGCCAGGCGGACAUGCUGGAGCUGAUGGUCUCCCAAGUGGCCCACAUGGAGGAGCAGAUGCGCGACCUGGACAAGAACGAUUUCCGAGCGGUGGUGCACUCCAUGGAACUGGAGAGGGUGCGCUACAUAAUGGCCAGUUAUCUCCGUUGCCGCCUGCAGAAGAUCGAAACCUUCACGCAACACAUCCUCAACCAGGAGGCGGACCGAGAGCCGGAUGACAAACGUCUGUCUCCCGAGGAGACCAAGUUUGCCCAAGAGUUUGCCAGUAAUGUGGAUGAGUACUUCCACAAGGUAGCCACCCAAUACAUGCCCAAUCAGCAGAGAGGGGAGGCGGAGCAGAGGAUUGUGACUCCCAAUCUGAUGAGCCAUGUCUUCCUCAAGGCAAAUGUGGCGGUGCCCGCUGUGAUCGUGGGCGUCGAUGAUGAGGAGGUGGACAUGGCGGCCGGCUCCCAGCACAUUAUUCCCUACCAACUAGUGGCCGACUUGAUACAAAACAAUCAAGCGCAGCUCAUUUAAUAGACUUAUUUAGCAGGUAGUAUACAUGGUAAUAAAAAGAAUGAAAAUCCAA